Molecule: messenger RNA, 2427 nt
Organism: Debaryomyces hansenii CBS767
Lineage: Eukaryota; Fungi; Ascomycota; Pichiomycetes; Serinales; Debaryomycetaceae
Exons: 1
Coding region: 1-2427 (808 amino acids)
Biological process (GO): endoplasmic reticulum to Golgi vesicle-mediated transport; intracellular protein transport; COPII-coated vesicle cargo loading
Cellular component (GO): endoplasmic reticulum exit site; COPII vesicle coat
Molecular function (GO): zinc ion binding; GTPase activator activity
Source: RefSeq, a predicted model, not a curated record
AUGGAUUUUUACCAAAGAGAAGAGAACGAUGGAGUUAGGUUUUCCUGGAAUUGUGUUCCAAGGACAAAAUUACAGCACCAGAGAAAUGUUAUUCCAUUAGCCUCCAUGUAUACGCCGUUAAAUAACAAAUCCAGUAUUCCAGUCGCUCCAGCAAAUGAUAUGGUUGUAUGUCGCCAAUGUCGGUCAUUCAUAAAUCCAUAUGUGACGAUGACGGAACAACAACCUGAUGUUUGGUAUUGUCAGUUUUGUCAGUUUGCGAAUAGAUUGGGUCAGAACCAAGUAGCACCAUCAGGUUUAAGCCCUGAGUGCUCAACCAUCGAGUAUUCAACAGGCAGAUUGAGUAAGUUUCCACCUAUAUUUUUCUACGUUGUUGAUACAUGUUUCGUGGAUGAAGAUUUAGAAGAUGCAUAUAGAUCGUUGAAGGAAUCGUUGGUUAUUUCGUUGUCGUUAUUACCAGAAAAUUCAUUAGUUGGGUUCAUUUCCUUCGGUAAAAAUGUACAAAUUCACGAUUUGUCGUCGGAGGGAAUAGGAAAACAACACACGUUUAAUGGUGGUAAGGAAUAUACUUUAGAGCAGAUUCAAAAAUCAUUGGGUCUCUUAGCUGCCGGGUUACGCCUGCAAAGUAACCAUAACUCUCAACAUGAUCCAAUAAAUGAACUUUUGGGACCAAUCGGUAGAAAGUUUUUACAGCCUGUUAGUAUGGCUGAAUAUCAAUUGACGUCAAUUAUUGAAAAUUUGGUGCCAAAUAGAUUUCCAUAUCCAGUAAUGAAGGAAAGAGCUAGCCGUUCUACUGGUUCUGCUUUGAAUAUAGCGUCAUUAUUAUUGUCAGCGGUCUUGGGUGAUACUGGUACUACUGGAGGCCAUAUUAUGUGUUUUGUCGGCGGGGUUUGCACUUUUGGACCAGGAAGAAUUGCUAGUAACCAAUUAAAAGAGCCUAUAAGAUCACAUAAGGAUAUAGAAAAAGCACAUCAGACAUUACCAUCUGUUCCAAUAAACGGAUCGAAUUCCAAGCCUGACAUUUCGUUAGUCAAAAGUGCUAAGAAAUUCUACGAAAAAGUCACUAAACUGUUAGUGGCUAUGGGUUUAAGUUGCAAUAUUUUCAUUGGUAGCUAUGACCAGAUUGGUCUCUACGAAAUGGAUGAAGUUUGUUAUAAGACUGGUGGUGUCGUAGUGAUGAGUGAUUCCUUCAAUACUGCUAUUUUUAAGCAAAGUUUUAUUAAAUUUUUCAACAAACAGCAAGAGGAAAACUCUGAGUAUUUGGAUAUGGCAUUUAAUGCAACUUUGGAAUGUCGUACUACGUUGGAUUUACAAAUCCAAGGGUUGGUUGGUAAUGCCACAAAAUUACCUUACAGAAAGGAUAAUCGAUACAUUGAACCAAUUAUUUCUAAAGUAAGUAUUGGUGAAGGAAAUACAAACACUUGGAAAUUAUGUAACACUAAUCCUCAGUCAACUUAUGCAAUAUAUUUUGAUAAGCUCGACUCGCAAUCGAUAGGAUUCAGCUACGUGCAAUAUUUAUUUCACUACCAGCAUCCAUCGGGUGAGUUAAGAUUAAGAGUUACAACUGUCCCAGUGACAGUGAUUGCUGAUACUGAUAUAACGAACUUAGAGUUAGGGUUUGAUCAAGAAGCGUCUAUCGUGUUGAUUGCGAGAGAAUCAAUCAAUAAGUUGCAGCCAAUCCACGAAAAUUCAGAUAAAUCUCAUUACGAUCCAUCUGACGUCUUGAAGCAUUUAGACAAACUGUUAAUUGACUACUGUACCAGAUACGCGGUCUACACAAAGGGAAUGCUUGAAUCAUUCCGUUUAUCAGCUGCAUUUGCAUUAUUACCGCAGUUUAUGUACUAUUUGAGGAGAUCUCCAUUCAUACGAAUUUUCAAUAAUUCACCAGAUGAAACCUCCUUUGUGAGACAUAUCUUUAUGCACGAAGAUGUGGGAAAUUCAUUGAUCAUGAUACAGCCUACAUUAUUGUCAUACGAUGUUGACAAUUUUGGUGCUAUCGACGAAGAGACUGGUGAGACGAACACAGAACCAGAGCCCGUUUUAUUAGAUUCCUUAUCACUUGGUCCAAGUAAGGUAUUGCUAUUAGAUACUUUCUUUCAUAUAUUGAUAUACCACGGCUCCAAGGUGGCUCAAUGGCGUAAGGCAGGUUACCAUACCAUGGAAGGAUACGAACAUUUCAAGGAAUUCUUAGAGGCUCCUAAACGAGAAGCAAUGGAAAUCUUAAUCGACAGAUUCCCACUUCCUAGGUUCAUUGAUUGCGAUGAAGGUGGAUCUCAAGCAAGAUUUUUAAUGGCGAACUUAAAUCCAUCAACUAGCUACGCAUCAAAUCCAAACAACAUGUAUGGUGGUCAAUUAGAUGUUUUAACUGAUGAUACGAAUUUACAGCUGUUCAUGGAUCAUGUUCAAAAAGUUAUUAUCUUGAAGAAAUAA